This is a messenger RNA of Cyclopterus lumpus (lumpfish), 8671 nucleotides long. Its product is annotated as protein Wiz. Gene Ontology annotation, cellular component: nucleus. Lineage: Eukaryota; Metazoa; Chordata; Actinopteri; Perciformes; Cyclopteridae. Gene Ontology annotation, molecular function: DNA-binding transcription factor activity, RNA polymerase II-specific; RNA polymerase II cis-regulatory region sequence-specific DNA binding. The record is from RefSeq and is a predicted model, not a curated record. Gene Ontology annotation, biological process: regulation of transcription by RNA polymerase II.
AGAACCAAAAACACCCCCCCCCCCCACCCCGACAUAAACCGAGGCGCCGCUAGAAAAAAAAAGGAGAAGAAGAAAAGAAAAAAAAAGAGAGAGAAAAGUUGAACUUAUUCAACUUGACUGGCGUUGCGACUCGGAAAAAAAACUAUUUUUUCCCCGUCGCCCUCCCCGUCGACGUUACUUACGUACGCAGCGUGCCCGCGAGCCAAAUAACAUGGAGUCCUCCGUCUGGCAUCUUCGAGGAAUCCAUGCAAAGACCUGAGCGGCGCUUCGGAGGGACAAGUUCGUCCCCGCGGGAGCAGUCCAAGCCGCCGGCGGGGAGAGCAUCGUCUCGGGGCGGUGAAAGCCUCAGCGCCGUCCUCGGGACUAUGACGAGCGGAGCUUGAACCAGCUCAGCCUUUUCUACCGCGACCAGCAAACCAGGCCGAAAUUCAAAGAAGAGGAGGCUGCACAAUGUAGGACAGCUGGUCACCAGUGGGACUCCAUACUGCUCUCUGGGGGGAGGGGUGGGGGGACCAUGGAGCCAGUGGGGCAACCCCUAACCCCAGGGACCAGCUAUGGGCUCGCACCCUCAACCUCAGCACAAAACCCUAUCUCCCUCAAAGGCAGCUUACAGUCCUCAUGUUCUCCAAAUGUGAGGGACGGCCCGAUGUCUGCCAAGCGUUCGAGGGUGGUGCGGGCCGGCGAUGAGGGCGCUCGGAUCAGUGCAGACCCGGGGAGGAGCGCACAGAGGAGAUUCAGGUCCUCAGCCUUUCCUUUCUCCCUAAGCUGGGACUCUGACUCUGAGAGAGAAACACUAGAUGAGGAGGAGCCACAGCACUUUUCUAACCCUCAUGGCCUGGCUGUUCACAGCCCAGGAUCCUCUUCUGGACUCAGUCUUGAUCAUGAAGACGGCCAAGAACCUAAAAAACUGGAGCACUUGCAUGGCGAGAUGGACUGGUCUACGGCCUUGGAGGGGCACCACGGAGACCAUGAGAGAACAAAGACAGAAGAGACAAAUACGUCACGGCUCGGCCCGACAGACUUGGCAGACAGCGAAGCGUGGAAUGUAUCCAAGCUGUUUCUCUCGAAAAGAAAACCAAAGGACGGUUGCCAAAUGGAGAUGGAGGAGGAGGAGGACGAGGAAGACGAGGAGGAGGAGGAGGAGGAGGAGGAGGAGGUGAUGGGCCAUAGUGAGGGAGAGAAGAGGCCCAGGGGGAAAGAAACUAAGGAGCUUGAGAAGGAUGUGUACACCUUCCCUGGAGACUCUGACCCAGAGAGUCCCCCUCCCGCCCCCUGGGCUCAUUGCACAUUCAUUCAGCGGUGCCGGAAGAAGAGGGUGCUGCUCAGGCCCUUCUCCGGACUCGGCACCUUGAAGCGCACAUCCAGUCCUCAGAGAUCCCAAAGCACUGAGACAGCACAGCUGGAUCGAGGUGAAGGGGUGUACGAUUUUGAGGAGGCCGGCUUCGGAGAGGCAGCAGUGGAGGAGCCGAUGAAGUUAAGAGAGAGAGGAGGGAAAGGGGAUGAAGAUGAAGAAGAAGAAGAAGAAGAAGUGGAGGAAGAGCCAGGUGAAGAAAUUUUCACCUGUGUGGAAUGUAGCAUUUACUUCAAGAAGCAGGUCCACCUGCAGGAGCACAUAGUUGAGCACUGUUUGAGUGGCGCCGCGGGCGGCAGGAGUUCGGGAAAAGGCGGCCAAUUUCGGUGUGUUGAGUGCGGAUGGGAUCUUCCGAAUCGGCUCGCACUGGCCGACCACCACAAGAGGCACCAGGAGUCCCGUCUAAAGAUCUUGGCGGAGAUUGAGAAACUGAACGAAAACGGGAAAGCGAGAGGGAUUCAGAAGUUCGACGGUAAGACGGUGAAGCACACGAGUUCGGACGCGGCUGUGAUGCGAGAUGCGGGCAAAACAUCGGACCCAGAAAUGGUGACGCCACUUUCCCCGGCCCCGGUUUCAACACCGGACCCGGCAGUUCUCGACUCGUACGCCGCUCCUCCGAAUUCAGUUCGAAGUCCGGCUCCGGUCCGAGGUGGUUCCGCCUGCCGUCGCCGCUUCGUCUGCACAAAGUGUAACUUCAGCACAAGAACACCUCAGGCACUGGCCAAUCACAUCAAGACCCACAACAGAAAGAAAGCCGCUCGCCAGGCUGACCCCCCGUCCCCUGGGCCGCCACCGUUUUCCCUGGCCUGUGGUCAUUGUGCCUUCCUGACCUCCAGUCACACUGUAAUGAGGGAACAUCAAAAACUUGUUCACCCGGCGCAGGUCUCCAUCAGUGGCGUGCUGGCUGAUGAGACUGGCCAGCGUUUGAGGUCCCACGUGGGCGCUCAAAUUCCAAAGCCCUGCCUUGAUUCUGACUGUCUCGCUGGGUCUGGAUCUGGAUCUGGAUCCUCUCACGAUGCGACGCCAGACCGCGACGCAGCUCGGUCCGCGAGCCAGGUGGUCUUCGAGCGCGUUGGGAACAGGAGAUUUAGCAGAAGAGGGAAGACUUGGACUGAUCUGGACAAGUUUCUGGAGGUUGACAAGCGGACAGGGGCCGAAGAAGAAGAAGAAGAAGAAGAAGAAGAAGAAGAAGAAGAAGAAGAAGAAGAAGAAGAAGAAGAAGAGCAGGACGAAGAGCCGAGCACAGAGCGUUCCCAACCAGAUGCCAAUUCACCUGUUGGAGUGAAACCGCACACCAGAGCACAACCCAGCACAGAGGACUGCGCAGCACAGCAGAGCGCCACAUUAUUGCUCCCCCCUGACAAGUGUGUGAACGACGAAGACGAGCUGCAGGUGGAGAAAGACGGUAAGGUUCUCCUUCUGAGGAGGAGCAACCGGGUUCCCGCUGCUCCCGCAGAAACCGACAGCGAAGAAGAAGACGAGGACGAGGACGACAUUGACGAGGAGCACGUGCGGCAUCUCUUGUCGGAGGGCUUCUUGGAUGAAGACCCGGACGGGAUCGAUGAGGACUCCGAGGCGCUCAAGUGUGUGGAGCGGAAGUGCCCCUACUGCCCCGAUCGAUUUCAUAAUGGCAUCGGGCUCGCCAAUCACGUGAGGGGCCACCUGAACCGAGUGGGCGUCAGCUACAACGUGCGUCACUUCAUAUCCCCAGAGGAAGUCAAUGCCAUUGAGAGGAAGUUCUCCUAUCAGAAGAAGAAGAAAAAAGUUGCAAACUUCGACCCGGACACGUUCAGCGUGAUGCACUGCGAGUUCUGCAGCGCCGGCUUCGACACCCGGGCCGGCCUGUCCAGCCACGCCAGGGCCCACCUCCGCGACUUCGGCAUCACCAACUGGGACGUCACCAUCUCGCCGAUCCACAUCCUGAGGGAGCUGUUCUCCAGCAGGCCCGACCUCGCAAUCCCCACGGCUCCCCCCCGGAGCACCGGCUCCUCAGAGGAGGAAGAGGAAGAGGAGAACCAGUUGGAGGAGGAGGGGGAGGGAAUUGUUGAGAUAAAGUUGGAGGGGGACACAAGCGAGAGGACGCUGAGUGUGGCCGUCCCGGAUGCGCCGCCUUUAGCAUCUCCUCAACGCUUUAAGGAGGAGGAAGGUGUUGACGAGAGUGAAGGUGGGGAGAAAGCAGCUGAGGAUGACGAGGAGGAGCCCCAGCGUCCAGCACUGGAUAGUCUGAGCUCCAGCCAGACACAGAAAGCCGAGGUGUGCAGCGUGGACUCGGACGGCCUCUCUCCCGGGGAGGAUGCAGACUCCAAGGUCUAUGACUUGAAGUGCGCGGUGUGCGGAGCCCAGUUCGAGACCAGGCGCGGGCUGUCCAGCCACGCCCGCUCUCACCUGCGCCAGCUGGGUGUCAGCGUCUCGGAGAGCAGCGGGGCGCCAAUCGACCUCCUCUUACCAAAUUGCCAAGGAAACUCCUCUGUCCCUCAGAAGGAUGAGGACCUAGGAGACAUGGAUUUAGAAGAGAAAGCCACCCCCCUCUCCAUCCUGUCCAAAGCGGCGAAAGCGGUGCCACCCUCUUCCUCCACGCCGUCACCGUCCCUCGGUGCCUAUCCUGCUCCGCCUCACUCCGGCUCCCCGUCUUCAGUCGUGCGGAAAGCCCCAUUUUCCUCCCUGCUGCCUGUCUCGUCCCCCUUGCGCUCCCUGGAGCACAAGGCCGGGGGAAUGAAAAGCUUGACCUCAAACCUCUCUUCCACCGUCACGACCAAACCCAUCUGGGCACCGCAGGAGAAUGACGCCCCUCUCAACCUCACACUGGAGGUGGACCCCAACAAGGACAUUGUCUGUCAGCUGUGCGGCGCCUGGUUCGAGACUCGAAAAGGUUUAUCCAGCCACGCGCGGGCCCACCUGCGGCACUUUGGGGUGGAGUACUCCGAAUCCAAGGGUUCUCCCAUUGACCUACUGAACCAGCUCAUCGACACGGAUGACUUCAAGCACAAGGCCGGCGCGCUGCAGCUCGACGGCCACGCGGAGCCGCGGGGCCUCGCCGCCAAGCUCUCCGCCCCGAAGCGCUCCCUGCUCAGCCUCGCUUCCUCCUCAUCCCUCCUCUGCAAGGUGACCACAGCCGGCGGCGGGUAAGCCCAAGCUACCUCUUCCUCCACCCCGCCUCUGCUUGGCCCACCCGCCAAGCGUCUCAAGUCCUCCUCCAUGAGGGUCUUCGCCUGAGCAGUUGGCGAGCUCAUGGCCCUUCCACACAGUGAACCGCCAAAGGAAAUAGGCUGCGAGUUCUGUGGGGAGUACUUUGAGAACCGCAAAGGCCUCUCCAGCCAUGCCCGCUCCCACCUGCGCCAUGGCAUCACCGAGUGGACCGUCAACGGCUCGCCCAUAGACACCCUGAGGGAGAUCAUCACAAGACGGGGCUUGCCUUGCGCUCUUCCUCUAAAACCUCUCAAACCUCCACCCCCGUCCUCUCGACCCCCUCGUUCGCCUCUGCCGACCUCCUCCUCCUCUCCUUCCGCCACCCUCCUCAGCCGCCUACCCUUCGCCUUCGCCCGGCCCUCCAGCCCCCUCCAGCCUGCGGCGUCCAAAUCGAGUUUGGCUCUACCGACGUUUGCUAGCGGGCUGAUCCUCAAGCUGAAGCCUGAGCCAGUGCAGCUGGAGGUCACCACGCCGGGAGCCGCGGGGAGAUCUGCCAGCAUCUCUGGUGAAGCUCUCAACUGCAGUUGGAGCAGCUCUGACAGCGUGUUCCCCCUCAACCUAGCCAUGGCCCAUGAAAUGGAGCCCACGAGAGAUAUUCGCUGCGAGUUCUGCGGGGAGUACUUUGAGAACCGCAAGGGCCUCUCCAGCCACGCCCGCUCCCACCUACGCCAGAUGGGCAUCACCGAGUGGAUCGUCAACGGCUCGCCCAUCGACACCCUGAGGGAGGUCAUGCACAAGAGAGGGGUGGGCCCCUCUUCUCACCAGGGAGUGAAGAAGGAGACGAGCCAGGGGGCCAGCAGUCCCCUGUGGGAGAACACCGAGGGUUUGGGUGUUUCAGGCUACCAGUCCAAGUUCCGCAAGUCUCCGCUCAGCUUGCUGCAGUCGGGGUCCCGGCUCCACAAGCAGGGCCUGGGGUCCACGUCCACUAACCCCCCUGCGGGGAAGUUCUUCAGGCUCUCCCCACUGGGGAAAAGGCCUCUGUCUGAGGAGGCCCAGCCAGUGGAGACCGCCAACUCACCGCCACAUCAGCUCAAGGCUUUCUCACCACUGCCACAUGAUUUCUCCUUCAAAAGAAAACCCUCCCCGGACAAGCACGGACACCAAGAUCCCAGUUGCGAGCUCUGCGGCUUCUUCUUUGAGAACCGCAAGGCCCUGGCCAGCCACGCGCGAGCCCACCUGAGGCAGUUCGGCGUGACGGAGUGGUGCGUGAACGGGUCCCCCAUCGAGACGCUCAGCGCCUGGAUGCGCAGCCGGCCGCAGAAGGUGCUGGAGAUGCAUCGCAGCUACAUGCAGGGCAACCGCACCACCCUCAAGAAGAAGAGCAGCUCACCUCUCACUGCGCCAACGGAUUAUCAUCAUAUCCUCCCCAUCUCAUCACAGAAGGCCUCCUCCUCUUCCUCCUCCUCCUCCCAGUGGACGUCGUCUUUGGCUGUAAGCCUGGUGCGGCCGCUGAGCCGUGAGGUCGGCCAGGGCUCUUCCAGGACCGCCGAGCGUGAAGCCGACCCCAACCUAGCGGCUCCCUUCAGGCCCGGGCCCUCGCGGCUCGCCGCCGGCCUCCCGCUCCAAGCACAGGUGGCACGCAGUGAGCUAAACGUCCGCCUGCCCAGAGGUUAUGAGCGGAGGCCCUUGAAGCACCCGUCGUUCCCAGACGGAACGGAGAGCCCUCCCAAACCCCCCCGCACAGGCACCAUCCCCGCCCUGGUGCCCAAACCGCCCUCCUACCCACUGGUCAAACUGGUGGGCAAGUUCUACACCCUGAAGUGCCGAUUCUGUGAGGUAGAGUUUCACGGCCCGCUGUCGGUGCAGGAGGAUUGGAUCCGACACCUCCAGCAGCACAUCCUCAAGAUGAACUACAACAAGGCCGCCGUGCCCAAAGCGGCCGCCGUGCCCAAAGCGGCCCCCGCUGACGCCGCGGCCCCGGUUCAGGCCUCCGCCUCGGUCCAGGCCUCUGCCCUGGUCGACGUCCCGGUCCAGGCCUCUGCCCUGGUCGACGUCCCGGUCCAGGCCUCUGCCCCGGCCUCCAACUCUACCUCCAGUACCACCUCCACCACGCCUGCCCACGCUUCCACCCCGACCCGCAAUGCGCCCCCCGACGACUGCUCCACCACGCCCCCGGUGGCCGAGUGUGCCCCGCCGGUCACUGCCACAGGGAUCGUACCAGUUUCGGAGGAGCAGUCCCCCCUUUCCCCAGCUUCUAUCCCCCUCCCCACCCAGACAGUGUAAGCUCGAGCUCAUCGGCGUCAUCGAACUCCUCGUUUUGCUUCUUUUCGUCCAUCCGCUCCUUUCCUUUCGGCCUUCACAAAGUGUUUUCGAGAGAGGAUCGUUUCCCCUCCAAAGAGCCCUCAAGCACCUUUUGAAGCAGCUUUCUGGACUGUUACUAAGUCCUGUUACCAGGGGAACGAAGCACUCCUGGCUUAUCCGCUGCAGCAAGUAUGGUGAGGAGAGACAAACUGGUGUUUUGUGAUUGCCUUGUUUCUAUUGAAUGUCCAGGUGUUGACACAGACUUUUGCUGUACCUCUCUCCUCCCAGUCUCACCUGGUGAUAUAGGGGUUAAUGUAGCCCUUUAUCAAGCUUCAACCCUACCAUCUGCUACAGUCCCCCCCCGACUGAGAUUAAAUGACAUUUAUAAUCACGGCAGUCUCUUCUGGUCGAGACUUCAAACAUGUGGUAACACUAAGUGUUAAAACAGGCACUUCAACGGUUGACAUUGUCACUCGGCACUUAAUGAAACACCCGUUUUUUUUUUAAUUGCCGGAAUUUGACUAAAAGACUAGUUCCAUUUGGUUAAAGGGGAAAGAAGUGGAAGCACACCCAAAAGGGGAAACUCCCCCUUGCUGAUUUUACAAUGUAAUUAUUAUCCCCAAAAUAUACAUUUUGCUUGAAUGUAGCUUAAAGCACCUAUUGAAACCUUAUAUGCACACCUUCAUACACAAUCAAACAUACGCCCCGUGAAACUAACAUUUCAUGAUGUUUCUUCUCCAACGUCUGUCUUCUGCAGAUGGUAGCUUUUUUUUAUGCAGUUUCACCCAAGUUAUUAUUUAUUUAUUCUUAUGCAUCUGAAUGUGGUAAGCUAGGUCAUUUUAAAGCUAAAGUAGAACUUUGGAAUGUUUGAAAAUAGGUCAGCGGUGCACUUUUACACUAGUGUACACAAUGUGUGUUUGUAUGAUUGUGUACAUGCAUUGCAGAUGUGCAUUUGUCUCCCGGUCUAAAGAGAGAGACGGAAGUAAACCCGCUGAUGGGAACGCCCCCUCUCCUUAGCUCAAAGUAGACUACAUUUGGGAGCCUGUCUGUGGUCUAAUCAGGACUUGAACUGCAUCCGUCAUCGUGUGUUGGGAUGUGCCAAAGAGUCUGUUUACUUCCUUGUCUUGUCUCUGUAAAAGCUGUUUACGCUGGACCUGGCGGUGGAGGAAACUCUGCACAGCCAUCGAGUUCCCCGGGUUCCUCCACGCCGAACCACUGACUGAACCAACCGGCGGUGAAACACAUACGCUGACAACUGGCGCCGCUUGGCGGGACUCGUGCCGACACUGCGGGGUUGAGUUUAUUCCGAGUGAACAUGAACGCAAACCAAACCGGGCUCUUGAGAAGCACCGCAGUCCAAACACAGACACAUGUCUGAUCUCCGCGGUCUGUUUCUUUCAAACUUUGCUUCAGAGUGCGUUCAUAUCAGAACUGAACCAGUACCUUAAAAGGGGUCCAUGUAGACUGGCCAUCGAAACGACAACCCUCCCCCCAAACCCUUUUAUGGAGUAUAGAUACAUACUAUAUAACUACAUGUACUUAAGAAACUGUUGACGCUAGUAGAGCCAUCAGCAGUUCUAUUAGCGAGGUAGUUACAGAAAAAAAAGAGAAAAGAAAAAAGUGAUCUUAAUUCAUCUAUCGUGAUUUGAUUUUAACCUUUUGAUGCUCUGUAUUUUGUAUUGCUCUGUACAUUUCUGUAUUUGCAGUCCUGCAAGGUGAAUCUUUAGAGUAUUUUUUAUUUUGAGGCUCUCCGAGCUGAAACUUUUGGUGCUGGCAAAGAGUGUCGCAGGUCCGGAAGCCAGCGGGUGGCUGAACUUCCUGGUAUGCCGGGAACCUCAUACGCAGCAGGGCCUUUUAAAGGGGACCACCGUGCAGGACACGAUCCUCCUCUGC